AUGCAGGGCAAAGGGGGAUUCGUCUCCCAGCUCCCCAGCCUCCAUACGAUCCGUCUCCGUGACAACCGUAUCGGCGCGGUCACCGUGGCGACGUACGGCGGCGGCGCGUUGCUGCGUCUGCUGGACCUCGGCUACAACGAGAUCGUGGCGCCACGCUCGCGCAGCGCCAGGUUGCGCUACCUGACGCUCGACAACAAUGCGCUGACGUCGCUGCACCAGGGGCGCUGGUCGCAGCUGCCAAGUCUCGCGCACCCUGGCCUCAGCGGAAACGCCAUCGCCGCGCUACCAGAGGGCGCUCUACCCGAUCACGGGAUCAACGUCAAAUCUUCGUUACUGGCGAAUAGGGCAUACU
Messenger RNA from Priapulus caudatus, 352 nucleotides. Its product is annotated as insulin-like growth factor-binding protein complex acid labile subunit. The record is from RefSeq and is a predicted model, not a curated record. The annotation marks the transcript as partial. Gene Ontology annotation, cellular component: extracellular matrix. The transcript is spliced from 2 exons. NCBI's taxonomy places the organism in Eukaryota, Metazoa, Priapulida, Priapulimorpha, Priapulimorphida, Priapulidae.